CCCGAGGCCGGUAGCUUUUGACGUACAUUCCUUCCUCACUCCAGCAGCAACGCCUCACUCACGUCGUCGCCAUCCAACCAGCCAUCACGACAGCCCCGCCACACCCACCGAGUGACUGUCUCAACCCCCACCGUGACUUCAUUCUCCAGCUCAGGUACUCUCGGAUAGCUACUCCAAUACCGCGGGGGAAACCAUUACUCAAAAUGAGUGCACAGCUUACACAAUUCGAGGAGGAGAAGAAGGCCUACCAGGAACAGCUGGACAUCGUCGCCACCUCCCUCAGCGAUGACCCCGAGAACGCCGAGCUGCUCGCCCUCAGGGCUGAGCUGGAGGACAUGAUCAAGAUGAUCAACGACUCCAUCGCCGACAUCCAGCCGAAACGUGCUGCUGCUGCACCUGCCCCAGCAGCCGCCCCCAAGAAAGACCCAGCCCCGGGGGACUCAAAGCCAGAGAAGUGGUCGCGCGAGAACCACCCGGCCUUCAAAAAGGCCGCACAGGAGGAGAAGGACAGGCAAGAGGCAGCUGCCGCCGCCGCAGCAGAGUCGGCUAUCCCCAUCUCCUACCAGGUCAAUGAUACAGUCCUUGCUAAGUGGGUCUCGGGUGACAAGGGAUUCUACCCAGCACGCAUCACCGCCGUCACCGGAUCCUCCACACAGCCCAUGUAUACCGUCAAGUUCAAGAGCUACGACACGAGCGAGACCCUGCGCGCCAACAACAUCCGCCCCAUCAGCAACAAGCGCAAGGCCGAUGGCACCGCCCCAAAUGCAGGCCCUGCCGCCCCAGGAAGCGGCGGCGUCAACAGCCCGGCCGCCUCUGGAUCAACGACACCGGGUGGAUCAACGAGCGUGAACAACGGCAUUGUCCUUACCUCCGCCCCAAGCGUGUACCCACAGGCCGACAAGAACGCCGCUGCUGAUGGCGAGAAGCCCGCCAAGAAGUUCAAGAAGAUCAAGGCGAACAAGGAGCUCGAGAAGGGCAAGUCCAAGUGGCAAGACUUCAACGCCAAGUCAAAGUUCGGCAAGACACAAAAGAAGGAUAGUAUGUUCCGAACACCUGACGGCGUUCACGGCCGAGUUGGGUUCACCGGGUCUGGCCAGACCAUGCGCAAGGAUCCCACUCGAAGUCGUCAUGUUUACCAACCAAAUGAGGACAUUGACUAAGUUGAUUUUCUGCUGCAGGACCUUCCGUGCCUUGGACAGACGUCUUCAAGAUCAACAACUUUGGAAUUCCGGCGCAGGCGGGCGGGACCGGCACCUUGCCGUGGCUUUUGGUCGGCGUUGGGGUCUUGGUGGACUUUCUACUUUACGGUAAAACACCUCUGCUUUGUCAUAUGGAGGCUAACUCGGCUUUUCUUCUCCUACGACAAGACACCAUGUCCCGGCCUUGGUCAGGCUUAGCAUACUCUGUUCAUAGGAACGGGCUUGCCGUGUGUCUCGGCACACCGGCCGAGCUCACCACACGGCCAGUAGCACAUAUCAAACAGCGUGGUUUUCCCAUAGCGCUUCUCUUUGGAUCAAUACUAAGUUCCCGCAGACUCUUGAUUCUAUGUUUCAUCGUGUGCCAAGACUGCUGGCGAUACCUGCGCCAACCCCGGCAUGGACUGGUACCCGUCUCUUGCUUGAUAAUGGCCGUUGUACUUGACAACAUACUGGUUUCAUGCGGGAUCCAAGUAGUCAAGUCGCAUAUGGGAACACACUCUGGUCCAUACCCGAGAUAUACUCCUGAUGUGGCGUUCUACACAUUUGCUUCUCCGAGC
Molecule: messenger RNA, 1756 nt
Organism: Diaporthe batatas
Lineage: Eukaryota; Fungi; Ascomycota; Sordariomycetes; Diaporthales; Diaporthaceae
Exons: 3
Coding region: 204-1160 (318 amino acids)
Biological process (GO): negative regulation of DNA-templated transcription
Molecular function (GO): DNA-binding transcription factor activity
Source: RefSeq, a predicted model, not a curated record